UCCAUUUUAUUUAGUGUUUCCAUCUCUCUCCCAUAUCUGCAGCGACAGCGCGUCUCCAACACCGCAUCGCACUCUCCCUAACACAUCCAAUUCCUCCACCGGCGGCGCGUGCGGAACACGAAGCUGACUCAUUCCUGCACGUGUUUCCCAACUUCUCUCCUCUCCUCUUAAGCAUAUCGGAAAAGCAAGAAGACCCUGCCAAUUUGAGAGAAGAAAACCGGAUAAAUGUCAACCCUUCCCCCGCCACUGAACUUGAAAGCUGUCCCCUUUGAGGCCACAGGCAGCUCCUCCGCCGCCGCCAACAAAGACCGCAGGAUGCAAUCAUCUGAGCAGUUGGUUCUCGAUCUUUGCAAUCCGGAUCUCCGAGAAAAUGCGCUUCUCGAACUUUCCAAGAAGAGAGAGCUUUUUCAAGAUCUGGCUCCAUUGCUGUGGAAUUCCUUUGGCACCAUUGCUGCUCUUCUGCAGGAAAUAGUCUCCAUUUACCCAGUUUUGUCACCGCCAAAUCUGACUCCUGCACAGUCGAAUAGAGUUUGCAAUGCACUUGCUUUACUUCAGUGUGUGGCCUCACAUCCGGACACAAGAAUGUUAUUCCUCAACGCGCACAUUCCUCUCUACUUGUAUCCUUUCCUUAACACGACCAGCAAAUCAAGGCCCUUUGAGUAUCUGAGGCUUACAAGUUUAGGCGUUAUAGGUGCUUUGGUCAAGGUUGAUGACACCGAAGUUAUCAGUUUCCUUUUGUCUACGGAGAUCAUUCCCUUGUGCUUGCGCACUAUGGAGAUGGGAAGUGAAUUGUCUAAAACAGUGGCAACUUUCAUUGUGCAAAAGAUUUUGCUUGAUGAUGUGGGCUUAGAGUAUAUAUGCACCACUGCGGAGCGCUUUUUUGCAGUAGGUAGAGUGCUGGGGAACAUGGUUGCUGCACUGGCUGAACAGCCUUCAUCACGGUUGCUGAAACACAUAAUCAGAUGCUAUCUUCGAUUGUCUGAUAAUCCAAGAGCUUGCGACGCCCUGAGAAGCUGCCUGCCUGACAUGCUUCGAGACGCGACCUUCAGUAGCUGCCUUCGUGAGGAUCCAACCACGAGAAGGUGGCUGCAGCAGUUGCUUCUCAACGUUCAAGGGCCUCGGGUUGCGAUGGAAGCUGGUGGUUUUGAUCAUAUGAUGGGUUGAUGAUUUAGAGCUGCGGCAUAUCAUAUUCAUGUCUCUCUCUACAUAUAAUUAUACUAUAAAUUUAUAGUGUCUAAUUUUAUGACUGAAUUUAGCUUGGAAGUUUAACCCAAAAACCACAAUCUUGCAAAGCUAAAAGCUUUGUAUAUUUUUCAUCAUGGUUUGCAUUACCAUUUGUGAGUUUUUCUUA
Messenger RNA from Salvia splendens (bonfire salvia), 1351 nucleotides. RefSeq names its product CCR4-NOT transcription complex subunit 9. NCBI's taxonomy places the organism in Eukaryota, Viridiplantae, Streptophyta, Magnoliopsida, Lamiales, Lamiaceae. The transcript has 9 exons. The coding region runs from base 226 to 1164 and encodes 312 amino acids. The record is from RefSeq and is a predicted model, not a curated record. Gene Ontology annotation, cellular component: CCR4-NOT complex. Gene Ontology annotation, biological process: mRNA catabolic process.